Molecule: messenger RNA, 444 nt
Organism: Seminavis robusta
Lineage: Eukaryota; Bacillariophyta; Bacillariophyceae; Naviculales; Naviculaceae
Source: the annotation of a GenBank genome assembly
AUGGCAGCCAUACCUGCCAUAGCGGUGUACUAUUGUGCCUAUCUCUGCAAACUCCAUCCCACAAUUGAAGGCAAAUUUGCCACGUUUCUCGAAGCCAGUUUGAAGAGUGAUUCCACCGUCGAUAUGACAGGAAGCGCUGAUGCUGCCGGUAAAGGCGGCAAACAAGUUGCGGCAGACGUCAUGGCAUCGAUCACCAGCGUCAGUUCUGACCUGAAAGAAUCCAUGGGCAAAAGGAAAGAGAAUGCGGAGGAUGCGGCGGAAACGAAUCAGUGGGACGGCUAUUUGGCCGUGGGCAACCAAUACCUGAAAAUUGUGGAGGAAAUAAAGAGCGGUGACUCCUCCAAGGCUCCCCUUGCGAGAGUCAUGGAAAUUCGACUUGGUCGACUCGAAAAGAAGUUGAACAUUCCGGCCGAAUCUUCCCUCAUUGUCGGAACGGAAUAUUAA